This is a messenger RNA of Lampris incognitus (smalleye Pacific opah), 4105 nucleotides long. It is a transcript of the gene brf1b, whose product is annotated as BRF1 RNA polymerase III transcription initiation factor subunit b. Lineage: Eukaryota; Metazoa; Chordata; Actinopteri; Lampriformes; Lampridae. Gene Ontology annotation, biological process: transcription by RNA polymerase III; transcription preinitiation complex assembly; DNA-templated transcription initiation. Gene Ontology annotation, molecular function: TBP-class protein binding; RNA polymerase III type 3 promoter sequence-specific DNA binding; RNA polymerase III general transcription initiation factor activity. Gene Ontology annotation, cellular component: nucleus; transcription factor TFIIIB complex; transcription preinitiation complex. The transcript is spliced from 18 exons. Bases 255 to 2219 code for a protein of 654 amino acids. The record is from RefSeq and is a predicted model, not a curated record.
CAGAUGCGGAAAUCACAAAUUACAUUGGGGCAUUUUUAAGUAAAUUCUUAACUAGUGAAUAGCGAAGUAGCUUCAGUUACAAACCUCAGCUAUGGCCAAAUGUGACCCUUUUGAUUAUAUUUGAUAUUUCAUCGUAAAAUCUGCAUUUAGAACAGAAAGAACAUUUGCCAUUGCGUCAAAAGCAGGGUUUAGGUUACAGUUGCAGCAGCCUGACCGCCCGUUUGUUCCCACAGGUGACCUCUAACCCCAUCAACAUGACAUCGAGGGUGUGCAAGGCCUGCGGAAGCUCAGACAUCGACUUGGACCAAGCAAGGGGCAAUGCUGUGUGCACCAGCUGUGGUUCGGUUCUGGAGGACAAUAUCAUCGUGUCUGAGGUCCAGUUCGUUGAAGGCAGUGGUGGAGUUUCUUCUGCGGUCGGCCAGUUUGUCUCCUCAGAUGGACCAAUAAAGGCUCCACUCCUUGGCACUGGUUUCCACACCAGUAUAGGGAAGGAGUCAAGAGCCCAGACACUGCAGAAUGGGAAGCGUCUGAUCCAGCAGCUAGGCAGUCAGCUGCAAAUGAACCAGCACUGUUUGGACACGGCUUUCAACUUCUUCAAGAUGGUGGUGAGCAAACAUCUGACCCGUGGCCGGAAGAUGGCACACGUCAUAGCAGCAUGUCUCUAUAUGGUCUGCCGCACGGAGGGCACGCCACACAUGCUGUUGGACUUGAGUGACCUCCUACAGGUUAAUGUCUACAUCCUGGGAAAGACUUUCCUCCUGCUUGCCCGAGAGCUCUGCAUCAACGCCCCAGCUAUCGACCCCUGCCUGUAUAUCCCCCGCUUCGCCCACAUGUUAGAGUUUGGGGAGAAAACUCAUGAGGUGUCCAUGACAGCGCUGCGCCUUCUCCAGAGGAUGAAGAGGGACUGGAUGCACACCGGCCGGCGGCCCUCCGGGCUCUGUGGCGCCGCUCUCCUGGUGGCAGCUCGGAUGCAUGAGUUUCGGCGGACAGUAAAGGAUGUGAUUGGUGUCGUGAAGGUUUGCCAGGCCACUCUGAGGAAGAGGUUAACAGAGUUUGAGGACACACCCACCAGUCAGCUGACCAUUGAUGAGUUCAUGCGUGUGGAUCUGGAGCAGGAGUGUGACCCACCCUCUUUCACUGCUGGCCAACACAAGGUCAAGCUGCAGCAGCUGGAGCAGGAACUGGCCAGGAAACUGGACGAGGUUGAAGGAGAGAUCAGCUGCUACAGAGAUGAGAUAGAGACUGAGUUGGAGCACAGCAGACCGAAGCUGAGAGGGAUCUACGCUGCCUUUACUGGUGAAAUUGACUCUCAGCAUGACAAAUCACUUUCCUCAUCCUCCAACCCCUCGGAGUUGGAUGGAGAGGAGGCAGAGCUACAGGCGGCUGCCCAGCACCUAGUGCAGGACUUCCUGUAUCAGGUCAUACAGGAGGAAGAGGAGGUCACGUUGUCGAAAACCAUCACAGAGCCCAGAGAGGAAGGCCCAGAGGUUCAGUGCCAUCCUCCAAGGCUAACCUCCAUCCUAGGGAAGAUGCCUGGUGCAGCGAGCCUGGGCCUCAGCCACACCCUCCAGCAAUGCAUCACAGACGACAAGGAGAGUGAUGCAUCAUCAGAUGGUGGAGAGUUGGACCUGGAUGGUAUUGAUGAUAAGGAGAUUGAUAAGUACAUCCUGAAUGACAAAGAGGUUCAGACUAAGACGACUCUUUGGAUGAAGCAGAAUGAAGAGUACCUGAGGGAGCAGAAAGAAAAAGAAGAGAGGAUCAUCAAAGAGAAACAGCAAGGAACCUAUAAGGAGAAGCCAAAGAAAGCCUCCCGCAGGCGGGAGCCCAUCCAGGCCACGACGGCAGGCGAGGCCAUAGAGAAGAUGCUGGAGCAGAAGAGGAUCUCCAGUAAGAUCAACUAUGACGUCCUCAGAGAGCUGAACAGCAGGGGGGGGGGCGAGGGCAGCAGCCCAUCCAGACCCCCGUCUGAGGCGCCCUCUGGUGGGUCAAGACGCAAGAGACCCAACCAACGCAAGAAGGCCAGAAAGAGUAACAUGGACCUGGCAGCGACAGCCAACAGCAUGGGCAAGAGCCACAACAUGAUGCAACAGAGCCUGUUUAUGCUGUCCCACCCACCCAGUCCCAGAUCCUCCCCUCUGGACCAGUCCCACCCACCCAGUCCCAGAUGCCCCUCCCUGGACCGGCCACUGCCGACACCUGUCCUGAGGAGGAGGAAUUAGAAGAAGAAGAGGAGGAGGAGGUGGAGGAGGAGCCGUGCAUCAGUGCUCUACAGCUGAUAGGAGGAACAGAUUAUGGCUUUGAGGCUGAAGAGGAGGAGGCCUUUUAGCACAUCCUCUCUGAGAGUGUCCUCCUUCUGGAGUCUGCUGAUGUUCCUUUACCUUUGACCUUUGGGAAGAAGGUAAAACAUGGCAGCACAUGGAGAACAGAUGGAGAGACUAGAGUGUAGGGUGGAAGACGACGAAGAGGACAGAGGGUCUGUGCUGAUCUGGAUCACGUACAAACAUAAUCAAGAAUAAUACAUAUGUGACAUGUCGGGUUCAGAGGAAAUAAUUUGCUUUUCAGCAGGACACUGAUUAUUCUGACAAACCACCAGCCGCUACAUCACCAGCCAGCAGAGCAGGAUCAUAAACCUGAAUAAAGAGCUGAGCGGCCUCUGUGGUCCUGCCAGCUGAUCCUCUGGUGAUACACAGGACUCCUCCACCAAGUUAUUCUGAAAAACCACCAGCCGCUACAUCACCAGCCAGCAGAGCAGGAUCAUAAACCUGAAUAAAGAGCUGAGCGGCCUCUGUGGUCCUGCCAGCUGAUCCUCUGGUGAUACACAGGACUCCUCCACCAAGUUAUUCUGACAAACCACCAGCCGCUACAUCACCAGCCAGCAGAGCAGGAUCAUAAACCUGAAUAAAGAGCUGAGCGGCCUCUGUGGUCCUGCCAGCUGAUCCUCUGGCGAUACACAGGACUCCUCCACCAAGUUAGCAGCAGCUAGAAGGUUAAAACAGCACAGGACUGAAAGAUGACAUCUCCUGUACCAGGCCCCAUUCCCAGUCUGUCUCAGCAUCUGUGAUUCUCUUUCACAUUCAUGUUGAAGCCGUCCAGAACCUUCCCUCCUCUUCCUCUGGAUACGUUUCAUGUUUGAAACUGUAAAUAAGAAACAAGGCAGCUCCUCGACUUUAACAAGGCACUCAUUUGUACAUUUGAUUUAAAAGAAAAGUCAGUUGUGCUGGAUUUUAGCUACAUGUUUGUCUGUAGUCUCAACCUUAUUUUAAAGAUGCACUAUGUGAAUAUGAAGCCUGUUAUAUACAGUUAUUUAUAUACAGCUAUGUACAGGUCCAUACUGGCCAGCGCUGUAUGUUGAUAUACAGUUAUUUAUAUACAGCUAUGUACAGGUCCAUGCUGGCCAGCGCUGUAUGUUGAUAUACAGUUAUUUAUAUACAGCUAUGUACAGGUCCACGCUGGCCAGCGCUGUCUGUUGAUAUACAGUUAUUGAUAUACAGCUAUGUACAGGUCCACGCUGGCCAGCGCUGUCUGUUGAUAUACAGUUAUUGAUAUACAGCUAUGUACAAGUCCACGCUGGCCAGCGCUGUCUGUUGAUAUACAGUUAUUGAUAUACAGCUAUGUACAGGUCCACGCUGGCCAGCGCUGUCUGUUGAUAUACAGUUAUUGAUAUACAGCUAUGUACAGGUCCACGCUGGCCAGCGCUGUCUGUUGAUAUACAGUUAUUGAUAUACAGCUAUGUACAGGUCCACGCUGGCCAGCGCUGUCUGUUGAUAUACAGUUAUUGAUAUACAGCUAUGUACAGGUCCAUGCUGGCCAGCGCUGUCUGUUGAUAUACAGUUAUUGAUAUACAGCUAUGUACAGGUCCAUGCUGGCCGGCGCUGUCUGUUGUUCUUGUGUUCGUUCUUUUUCUUCUUCAUGAUUUUUCUCUGCUAAAAGUGUUUUGGAAGCAAAAACCGUAAGACCGAAAAACACUAAAAUUGGCAGGUGGGUUGCAAAUUCCACCCACGACUCAGGCACAUAAAAUGACACCCAUUGACCUCAAAGUGGCGCUGUAAUAAUCAAAUUUACAUUUUUGCAAUUAUCUCAUAAAAUUUGGUAAUGAUUGAUUAAA